Messenger RNA from Exophiala spinifera, 801 nucleotides. RefSeq lists its product as uncharacterized. The coding region runs from base 1 to 801 and encodes 266 amino acids. Lineage: Eukaryota; Fungi; Ascomycota; Eurotiomycetes; Chaetothyriales; Herpotrichiellaceae. The transcript has 2 exons. The record is from RefSeq and is a predicted model, not a curated record.
AUGGUUGCCAUGAAGACGACAGGACUUGCCCUGACGCUGGCUGGCGUGGCCGCGGCACAGUCCUCGGUGGUCAGCAUUUUCUUUCCAGCUGCCGACCCACAGACGCUGUUGGGCUCAGUGAUCAAAUCGGAUUCGUCCAAAACGACCAUGGCCAUUGCAUGCCCUACCGAUGCCGACGUUAAUGACUGCGGACUCGACGGUCCUCUCACUGUGACGGUUGGGCCAUCGACAUUUCAUGUCCAAGAGACGUACGAGAGCACUUCGGUCAUCAUCGAUUGUAAAGUGUCAGGGACAACGGCCGCGAACUGCGCAGAGACGUAUGUUGGACCAUAUGGCUUGAUUGCGACGGAGACAGCGACGGGCUCAUUCGAUUCUUCUAUCACCUCGACUGUGACCAGCACGACCCUGGGUCCCACCGAUAUAACGUUCAUGGCCAUCACACUCACCGAUUCCCUGGGUGAUGACAGCGGCUCGUCUACGACAGAUUCAUCUGGAGCUAGCUCCAGCUCAGCGGCCGCAUCUGCUACGGACGCAAGCGGUGCUAGUAGCUCGGCUUCAGCGUCGUCCGCGGAAUCGUCUGCGGAAUCGUCCGCGGCAACCUCCGCAGCGUCCUCCGCGACAUCAUCUUCUGCAUCCUCUUCGGCGACCAGCGGCUCAAGUGGCACCAGUGGCAGCAGCAGCAGUGGAAGUGCUACUCCUACUGGUAGCAGCAACAAUGGCGCUAGCGGAGGAGAUUCCCGAAUGCUGGCCUUGUCCGCAAUGGGUGCCGGCCUUGUUGGUUGCGCUAUGCUCCUGCUCUAG